CAUCAACUCACUCACUUAUAACAUAACCGUUUCAAGUGCAUUUGUUUCGGCGUCAUGCAGGGAUCAUGAGGCAAGAUAACUGCGAGCAGGUGAUAUUAGAGCCGAGGAAAAUCGCCCGGCAUUACCUGAAGACCUGGUUCUUCCUCGAUCUCAUCUCCUCCAUUCCCCUAGAUUACAUCUUCCUCAUCGUUAAUCAGGAUUUCGACGAGAAUUUCCAGAUCCUUCACGCCGGGCGGGCGCUUCGGAUCCUACGACUGUGCAAGCUCCUCAGCCUCGUCCGGCUCCUGCGCCUCUCGAGGCUGGUGCGAUACGUCAGCCAGUGGGAGGAAGUCUACCUCGAGAAGAGCUUGCGAAAGCGAUUGACGAAUCGACGUGCCCGUCGAGGAUCGGUGGAAUACUUGCCACGGAAGACUGUUUUUGACAAGUUCCUGAACAUGGCGAGCGUGUUCAUGCGGAUCUUCAACCUGAUCAGCAUGAUGUUGCUCAUCGGGCAUUGGUCCGGUUGCCUGCAGUUCCUCGUUCCGAUGCUCCAGGGCUUCCCCGCGAACUCCUGGGUCGCCAUCAACGAACUCCAGCAUGCUCAGUGGAUGGAGCAGUAUUCCUGGGCCCUGUUCAAGGCCAUGUCCCACAUGCUCUGCAUCGGGUACGGCCGGUUCCCGCCGCAGAAUCUGACCGACAUGUGGCUGACCAUGCUGAGCAUGAUCAGCGGGGCCACCUGCUACGCCCUCUUCUUGGGGCAUGCCACCAAUCUCAUCCAGAGCCUCGACUCCUCUCGCAGACAAUAUCGGGAACGGGUAAAACAGGUGGAAGAAUACAUGGCGUACCGGAAGCUUCCGGGAGACCUCCGCCAGAAGAUCACGGACUUCUACGAGCACCGAUAUCAAGGGAAGUUCUUCAACGAGAAGGAGAUACUCAACGAACUCAACGAACGUUUGCGCGAGGAUGUGAUAAAUCACAACUGCCGGUCGCUGGUGAAGUCGGUGCCGUUCUUCGCCCACGCCGACCCUCAGUUCGUCACCGACGUGGUCACCAAGCUCCAAUACGAAGUCUUCCAGCCGGGCGACAUCAUCAUCAAGGAAGGCACGAUCGGCACGAAGAUGUACUUCAUCCAGGAAGGCAUCGUGGACAUCGUGAUGUCCUCGGGCGAGGUCGCCACCAGCCUCUCGGACGGCUCCUACUUCGGCGAGAUCUGCCUCCUCACGAACGCCAAGCGCGUCGCCAGCGUCCGCGCCGAGACCUACUGCAAUCUCUUCUCCCUGUCCGUUGAGCAUUUCAACGCGGCCGUCUCCGCCAUCGUGACCGCCCUCUCGGGCAACUCCGGCAGCGACGAGUCCCUCUUCACCAACACGAGCGGCGACCACCCCCACCACCGCCACUUCCUCGGCCUGUCCGAGAUGGCCGCCAAGGUCCUCCCCCGGCCCAAGAGCGAGAACGUCUUCCCCUUCACCGAGGGGAAUCUCCUCGGCGUCCAGCAGCGGCCGUUUCACCAGUCCGAGCAUUCCUUCCCCCGGCUGAACAAGAUCGGGAAGAACCCCUCGAUGGUGUCGACCCGCGACGACCUGGACACGAAGGCCGUCUCCGCCAUCGUGACCGCCCUCUCGGGCAACUCCGGCAGCGACGAGUCCCUCUUCACCAACACGAGCGGCGACCACCCCCACCACCGCCACUUCCUCGGCCUGUCCGAGAUGGCCGCCAAGGUCCUCCCCCGGCCCAAGAGCGAGAACGUCUUCCCCUUCACCGAGGGGAAUCUCCUCGGCGUCCAGCAGCGGCCGUUUCACCAGUCCGAGCAUUCCUUCCCCCGGUUCGCGGCCAACGCGGAUCUCGAGUCCAAUUAGAGCCGGAGCCGAAUCCAAAACUCGUUCAAGUUUCGGUAUUGUUCACGUUUCUGUUUGCGAGAUUCGGUCGGGACGCGGCUGAGAUGUUUCUUUUCGGUCUCGAUUUCGACGUUUCGACUUCUCUCACGUUCGGUGUUCCGUUCGAUCACUUUUUCCAUUCAAUGUU
Darwinula stevensoni is the source of this 2001-nucleotide messenger RNA. The record is from the annotation of a GenBank genome assembly. NCBI's taxonomy places the organism in Eukaryota, Metazoa, Arthropoda, Ostracoda, Podocopida, Darwinulidae.